This is a messenger RNA of Daucus carota subsp. sativus, 309 nucleotides long. RefSeq names its product monothiol glutaredoxin-S1. The record is from RefSeq and is a predicted model, not a curated record. Lineage: Eukaryota; Viridiplantae; Streptophyta; Magnoliopsida; Apiales; Apiaceae. The transcript has a single exon. The coding region runs from base 1 to 309 and encodes 102 amino acids.
AUGGCUAUGGUCAUGAGUCUGGGAGCAGAAACACCAGUAGUGAUCUUCAGCAAAACAUCUUGCUGCAUGUCCCACAGCAUCAUAAAACUAAUCCAAACAUUCGGGGCAAAUCCAAGAGUCCACGAGCUCGAUGAGCAUCCAAAUGGGCAGCAGCUGGAGAGGGAACUCAAGGCAUUAGGCCGUAAAAAAUGCACUCCAGCUGUGUUCAUAGGAAAGGAACUAAUCGGCGGAGCUAAUGAAGUCAUGACACUCCAUGUAGAAGGCAAACUAGUCCCACUUCUGUUGAACGCCAACGCGAUAUGGCUGUAG